AUGGUGGGCAUCUUGCGGACGCCGGAUUCGCGGGGUGGAGGUCCUUCGCCCUACCAAGAGGCCCCGGCCUCGGCUCGGACAUACGACUGGAGGCGGAUAGAUCACACGGCGUACGAGAGCGUCCUCCAGCAGCACGGCAUCGAGCCAGAGGAGGACACCGACUACUACCGCUUCCUGCUCAAGCUCUCCCUCGACCCGGAUCCGAACUGGUGGGUCAAGUACGAGAGGGAGAAGCAGCGGAUGCGGCAGACGGCGGGACCCGCGGAGACGUCCCACAUCUCUCCCGUGCGACCCCGCCCGACGCCAACGCCCGCGUGGAGGCCCGGUAGCGCGCGUCCCGCGACCGCGCGCGCGGCGCCGGGCUCAGGUUUUGGGGUUAACUCUGGGGUUAACUCGGCGGGGGGGCGUCGGUCCGCGCCGCCCUCCACGUUUGCUGGCGAUUUCGCCGAGACCAGGCGACGGGUCAUGGAGGAGUACCAGGCGGAGUACGCCGACGUCGCACCAAACCGGGCGUCGUACGUACCGCCGUCGUCGGCGCGGCCUCAGUACGGCGGUUCGAGCUUUGGGUACUCGACGCCGUCGUAUCCCGGCUCGUCUCGCCAUCCGGGGUCGUACUACGGGCAGUCGCCUCAGUACGGCGGCUCGCAGGCGGGUUUGGUGUACGAGGAUCCGGCGGAGAGCGGGUACGCGGAUUUCAAGCUGAUGGCCGCCGCGUUCCGGGUGUGGGUGCGGCACGCGUCCGCGCUCAGGUCGCUGCGAGUCGCGAGGGAGGCGGCGGUGGAGAACUGGAUGAUAGCCGUGUCGUUCUGGGAGGCGCAGACGCUUCGCCGGUGCCUGGCGAGGUGGAGGGGUCGCAAGAACGUCAUGCAGCUUCACGCGCUGAGGUUCUGGUACGGCGAGACCCUGCGCGGCAGGUUCCUGUACUGGCGCGAGCUCACGACGCGGCUCAAGAUUGGCAUGCACACCGCGGGCGAGACUCACAGGGCGCAGUUGACGAAGAAGUACUUUUACGCCUGGAGGGUCACCGCCUCGAUGUCCAAGGAGGAGCAGCUCAAGUUUGCCCGCGCCAUGACCGUGUGGGGGGGUAACACCAAGUCGUACUACUUCGCCAAGUGGAAGUCCAUCCUGGCGUCGCUGAAGGGACUCGGCGCUGACGCCGAGCAAAUGCGGCGCGACCGCAUCAGGUCGAUGGCUUACGUCAAGUGGCGCGCGGCGUAUCACGAGAGGAUUCACCGCAGGGAGUUGCUCGCGCGCGCCGCCGCCAAGUUCCGCAAUCGCGCGCUCGCGGGCUCCUUCGAGGGCUGGCGCUCGAACGUCGAGGAGAUCCUGGAUACCAGGGAGAAGCUGCGCGGCAUCACGGCUAAAUUUGCCAACCAAAAGCUCGCCGCCGCGUUCAACAAGUGGACCGCCGAGGUUGAGCAGGCGGCUUCCGACCGCGAGAAGAUUCGCAAGGUGAUGGCGAUGAUGGUCAACGGCGCCGCGGUUCGGUGCAUGCGCGCGUGGAACGAGUACGCCAAGGAGCAGGGGCGACUCGCAGAGGUUUGCAUGCAAGUUGCGCACCGACUCAUGUCCAUGGCUGCGUACGGAGCUCUCAUGCGAUGGAAGGAGUUCGCCGCGGAGUCGAUCCACAUGAAGGAACUCCUCAACAAGGUGGCCGCGAGGUUCGCCAACCGCACAAAAUCCGCGGCUUUCAACGCGUGGACCCACUUCACCAUCGUCCGCCUGCGCGAGAAGGAGUGCUUCGACAGGAUCUCCGACCUUCCGAGGCGCCGCAACAUGCGGAUGGGAUGGCAGCAGUGGCGAGGCGCGUACCACGACAGGCAGCAGCUCAGGCACGCCGUACAGGCCAUGCUCAGGUCCGGUCUCGUCAGAGCGCUGCGCACGUGGAGGGAGAACGUCGACGAGAUCCUGAACCAGCGCGACAUGCUCAUGAGAGUCGCGGCUAAGAUGCAGAACCGCGCCAUGGCCGGAGCGUUUUCCACCUGGGCGGAUGCGGUGCAAGAGACCAAACACCAGAUGGAGGUCGCCGCUAAGGCUUUCGGCCGGCUUCUUCACCGCGAGCUCGCCUCCGCCUUCGCGCGGUGGCAGGAGUUUAUGGUCUUUGCCGCGGAGGCCAAGGCUCAGAUCCAACACGCACUCAUGUUCUUCGCCAAGAAGUCUAUGCUCGUCGGCUGGCAGCGCUGGAGGGAGAUGAUUGACGAGGUGCACGAGUACCGCGAGAUGCUCCAGAAGGCGGCGAACUACUUCAUUAAUCGCGAGCGCGCCGCGGCGUUCUACACCUGGCGCGAUAACACCCAGGAGCUCAUCGAACAGCGGUUCAAGGUUGCCGGGUUUGUCAAGAGGCUCAUGAACAAGGAGCUCAGCGCCGCGUGGGAGCGGUGGCAGAACUUCAUGCAGGACCAGGAGGAAAUGCGACAGAUCGUCGAGCGCGCGAUGGCGUGGUGGAUGAACAAGGAAAAGCGCGCUGCGUGGGCCAGGUGGUGGGAGCGCGUGGAGGAGGCGCGGGUCAUGCAUCACGCGGUGCAGUUCUUCCUCAACCGCGAGGUGUUCAAGGCUUUCCAGCGUUGGCAGGAGUACGUGAUCAACAAGCAGGAGCACGAGGAGAUGGUGGCCAAGGCGGUGUCCGCGUUUGUCAACCGCGCGCUGCGGAUGGCCUGGAACCGCUGGCUCGAGUUUUGCGAGCAGCAGCAGGCGAUUCGCCACGCGGUGUCCUAUUUCGUCAACGGCGCUCUCAUCCGCGCGCUGCAGACGUGGCAGAUGCGAAUCGUGGAGCUCAACGAGGAGCGUCAGAUGAUCUGGAAGGCGGUUCGCUACUUCCAAAACUCCGCGCUUCGAGCCGCGUUCCUCGGCUGGAACGAGAACGUGUUGGAGAUGCUCGAGACAAAGGCAAAGCUCACCAAGGCGAUUCUGCGGUUCAAGAACAAGGCAUUGGCCGCGUCCUUCUCGCACUGGUCCACGCUGGUGUCCGAGCACAAACACAACAUGGCGGUGCUGCAAAACGCCGUCAUCCGCCUUAUGAACCGACAGAAACGCGCGGCGCUGAUGCGGUGGUACGACCAGGUGCAGGAGGUCAAGCGAAUCCAGGACCUGUGCGACAAGAUCCUCCGCAAGAUCAUCCUGCGCGAGGCUGCCGUCGCGCUCGAGCGAUGGAAAGAUUACACCCAAGAGUCGCUCGAGAUGAAGGAGAAGAUGGCGCAAGCGCUCGGCCGGCUUCGUAACAGGGCGAUCGCUGGUGCCUUUGACCGCUGGCUGACCAUGGUGGAGGAGGCCAAGGACAUGCGCGAGAAGCUCGAGAAGGCUGUCGUCCGGUUCGCCAAGAAGAACAUGGUGUCCGCGUUUGAGCGCUGGUGCGCCAUGGUGGAGGAGGCGCAGCACCAUCGCGAGCUCAUCUCCAAGAUGCUGAAAAAGAUGUCGCAGCGGGAGGUGCUCGGUGCCUUCACCAAGUGGAAGGAGGCUACCGACGAGGCCCACAACGCCCGCGCCGCCGCCGCCAGAGCCAUCGGAUUCUUCUUCACCUCCGCCACGCGCGGCGCCUUCAUCGCCUUCCAACGCAACGUCGUGUACGAGAAGACCAUGCGCAAAGCCGCGCAGUUCUUCAUCGGCGGAUCCAAGGCGAAGUUCCUCAAACUCUGGAAGGAAAACGUGGACGAGAUUGUGUACGUUCGGAGACUCAUGGCCAAGGCUGCCAUGGCGUUUGCGGGCAAGGCGAAGGAUGCGGCGUGGCAUGGGUGGAAGGCUGUCGUGGUCCGACGUAGGCGAAACCGCGACUUCAUCGCCAAGGCGCUGGUAUUCUACGCCUACACCAUCGAGGGUAAGACGUGGCGCAAGUGGGUGGAGGUGACCCAGGAGUCCAAGGAAUUGAACCGCAAGCUCGCGAACGCCGUCGCGAAGAUGCAGAACAGGGCGCUCUCGGGUUCAUUUUCCCGGUGGUUGGAAUACGUGGAAGAGGUUGUGGACAUGCGCGAUAAGCUUCAGCGCGCGGUUGCGAGGUUUUCCAAGCGCGCCGCCGCGGGUUCCUUUGCCCGGUGGGUGGAAUACGUGGAAGAGGUUGUGGACAUGCGCGAUAAGCUUCAGCGCGCGGUUGCGAGGUUUUCCAAGCGCGCCGCCGCCGCCGCAUUUUCGACGUGGGUCCAAGUGAAGGACGUCGAGACAGAGCGCCGCCGCAUUCUCAUCGAGCACGUCGCGAAGAAGAUGAAUCGCACCGUCGGUUUUAUCUUCGAGCAGUGGCGUAAGUGGGUGGACUUCGAGCUCCGCAUGAAGGACAUCCUAGAGGGCGCCAUGCGGCUGAUGAUGAACCGGACCAUUGCCGCCGCGUGGGCUCGUUGGCUUGAGAAGGUGGAGGAGGCGAGGAUGAUCAAGCGGGCCAUGCGCAAGUUCAUCUACGGCGCGCAGGCGCAGGCGUUCACCACCUGGGUCGAGUUCACCAAUGAGAUGCAGCUCAUGCGCAAGAUUGCGCAAGCCAUUGGCUACGCCAAUGAGGGCCUGCUGCAGCGGUGCAUGGACAAGUGGUGCGUGUUUGUUGACGCCGUCAAGGAUGAGCGCAAGGCGUACAAGGCUGCCGUGCUCAAGUUUUUCGGCAGGAGUGGACUUAUCACCUGGGACUGCGCAAGGAGGACAAGAGGCGCGAAGAAAAGCUCGCCAUCGUGUUGA
Molecule: messenger RNA, 4650 nt
Organism: Micromonas commoda
Lineage: Eukaryota; Viridiplantae; Chlorophyta; Mamiellophyceae; Mamiellales; Mamiellaceae
Exons: 3
Coding region: 1-4650 (1549 amino acids)
Molecular function (GO): phosphatase binding
Source: RefSeq, a predicted model, not a curated record